This is a messenger RNA of Cucurbitaria berberidis CBS 394.84, 608 nucleotides long. RefSeq lists its product as uncharacterized. The transcript is spliced from 3 exons. Lineage: Eukaryota; Fungi; Ascomycota; Dothideomycetes; Pleosporales; Cucurbitariaceae. The record is from RefSeq and is a predicted model, not a curated record. The coding region runs from base 154 to 495 and encodes 113 amino acids.
GAAUCCUCUGGCCGCGUGGCGCAAUGCGACUUCUUCUCAAAAGCUGUCUGAUUCUCGACCAUAUUUUCUUGGCCAUCUUCGACGUCUGUCUCAACUUCUAGCGAAUUCCUAUUACAAGUACUCGCUUUGAUCGUCAACGUCCAGAUUAUCACGAUGCGCACCUUCUUGGUAGCUCUAAUACUCGCCGUCGCGGUAUCUGCCACACCGUACCCGUGGGCCCAACCCCAAGCCAGUCUUGUUCCUGUCCAUAGCGGAAAGCCCGGGAAGCAUCACAACGCGACUAAGAAAGGCAAUCGGACAAGGAAGAACCCUCACAAGGAGCCGACACCGACAUUCAAGCUCGGUUGCGAUUGUGCGAGGCCGAUCGUGCCGAUGGAUUUGCUAAACGAGAAUGAGAAAUGCUUGAUGAACCACGCGGCUGCAAUGGGCUGCUAUCUUGGUUCGAAGGGUGGGUGUGCUUCGCCUGCACCUGCUUGUGGGCUUGAGAUUCUAUAAGCAAACCCUUCAUGCACUGCCUGCAGUGAAAUGAGUUUAGGCAGUUUGAAGCAUUCAAUCCAUUGUCUCUGGGAAGCUCUGAUAGCCGUGAAGCUCCGACUUCUCUGGAACGC